Messenger RNA from Raphanus sativus (radish), 1663 nucleotides. RefSeq names its product F-box/LRR-repeat protein At5g63520. Gene Ontology annotation, molecular function: protein binding. The coding region runs from base 49 to 1563 and encodes 504 amino acids. Gene Ontology annotation, biological process: protein polyubiquitination; positive regulation of proteasomal ubiquitin-dependent protein catabolic process. The transcript has 10 exons. Lineage: Eukaryota; Viridiplantae; Streptophyta; Magnoliopsida; Brassicales; Brassicaceae. The record is from RefSeq and is a predicted model, not a curated record.
GAUAAUUUAUUAAUCAUCUCACGGCGGAAGAAGAAGAAGAAGAAGAAGAUGGAGAAAUCGAAGAAGACAGAUACGUCGUUCAUCGCCUCCAUGAACGACGAUCUUCUACAUAACAUUCUCCGAAGAUUACCCGCGAAACCGUUCGCCUUCGCUUCCUGCGUAAACCGAUCAUGGAACAUCGUCUGUAAUCACAUCCUCUCUCGCCCCAAAAUGGUCUCCGCUUUCUCUAGAAACUCCGAUCAACUCAAAGCUGUAGAAGAAGCAGUUGAUAAAGCUUUGUCUGAACCAAUUCGACCAGAUUUCGUUAUUGCAAACAUUACAUGUGGGAACAUGGAAGUAACUUUGAGGCUGAUAACUAAAAGAGUGGGAUCAAGGGUUCCUCUUAUUGUAUCCAUAGUUGAAGGAGUGUUGGGAAAAGAAGCCUGUAACGACAACGCUGGAGAGGUCAAACAGAAUGAUCAGGGCAUGUACUUUUGUCCAACUUAUGCUAUACUGUUGACCAUUGGCUACUUUCCAGGAAUUCAAGUCGACGUUAUUCCUGUAAUUCAAGCGAAAGAGGAAUCUGAAGCGACAGUUGGAGACAAAUUUGUGAUGGAUAUCAGGAAUUUCGUGUCUGCGGUUUCAGAUCAUGCCACACCAGCCUGUCUUAUGCUCUUCGGGGAGGAUACUCACGCCACAGAACCUAUCAUUCGAAAAUUGGACUAUGCCAUGCCCGCAGAAACCAUUAUUGUGGGUGAUCAAAAGGGCCAGUUUUUACAUAAACGUGCUGAUGAAUUAAGAACUGUUCAGUUGCAUAAAGAUGAGAGCAGGGUUCUUGCAGGCUUAAUCUUCGCAAGAGAUAGACACAGACCCAUUCCAGAGGCUGGAAGAGUUCAGUUUAGCACUGCAAUAUCAAGAGGAAUGUCAUCGGUUGAUUUGAGGUACAAGGUGGCUAAUGCCGUUAACAGUCUCCCUAGAUGGCCUGCCACACUUAUGACUGCAAAAAGAAUUGGAGAAGCAGAGGUUCUUAAUGGAGAACAGAUUCUAGAUGACAUAGAGGAGAGUUUGUUAGGAAACCCUCUCUGGGAGGCUGGUCCAUACAUUGGAGUGAUAAAAAGAAGAAAAUACUCUGUUGGUUUGGAGGAGAAGCCAAAGAUCAUUGCCUCACUUGUGUUUCAUCAAGUGACUGGAGCCGAUGAACAGUAUCUUACAGUCAAAGGCGGUGGAAUUAAAACGGGUGACCAUUUCCAAGUUUACAUCCCUGAUGUCAAAGUUGCUGAAGCAUCACUAAGUGAUGUUUCUACUCAGCUUAGAAACAUUAUGUCCAAACCGAAUAAACGGGAAGUUGUUGGAGGUUUUGUAUUUGCUGGUAGUGGACGUGGUGACUCUUUCUUUGGUCGUCCAAACGCAGACAGCUCGCCGUUCUUGGAGAACUUCCCGGAGUUGCGUUUUGGUGGUGUAUUCUGCGACGGUGAGAUUGGAAGAGGCUUGUUAGUGGGGGAGGAAGAAAGUAGCAGUCAGGGACAGGGAUGUCUUCAUGUUGUUAGUUCUGUUUAUCUUAUUGUCUCGUAUGCAUGUUCUUAAACCGAACAUGUAUGUUUUCUUUAUGUUUUUUAAAGAAGAUUAAAGACUCUAAUUUGAAGCAAAACUUUUAUUUAAAGUUAUAUAGGUAAAUAUUAAAGCA